Molecule: messenger RNA, 3451 nt
Organism: Hylaeus volcanicus
Lineage: Eukaryota; Metazoa; Arthropoda; Insecta; Hymenoptera; Colletidae
Gene: su(w[a])
Product: splicing factor, suppressor of white-apricot homolog
Exons: 8
Coding region: 1076-3232 (718 amino acids)
Biological process (GO): RNA processing; mRNA 5'-splice site recognition
Molecular function (GO): RNA binding
Source: RefSeq, a predicted model, not a curated record
GAAUGGAGAAGAGGAGCCACAGGAGCUGUUGGUGUUUGGAUAUAGCUGCAAAUUAUUUCGAGAUGAUGACAAGGCGAAAAUGAUUGAUCAAGGAAAGCAUUUGAUACCAUGGAUGGGCGAUAGCACGUUGAAAAUAGACAGAAGAACGAUGUCAGACAGAACUAAGCAAUGUGCAGCUGUUCAAAAAACGCAACCACGAGUGGUUAACGUACGGAUAAGCAAUCUGGAGACUGUUUAAGGUUUCUGCAGGUGUCUUGGCUGCGAACAGGUGGUGUGGAAGCGCGGUAUACGCGCUCUACACGACCGCAGAGCAGCGUGCUCUCGCGAUGCUGGUGCUUAUGGCUGACCGUCGGUGCAGCAGCAAGGUGAGACACAGCGUAGAGAGACAAACGGCAGCUGACGGUUGUAUGUACUACAAUCGCUCAGCAUGGUAUGUAUUAGCGUUCUAGAUUCGGCUUUACCUGGCAUAAACACCCAACGCGAUUAAUGUUAUACAUGGUACGGAUAGCUUUAUUACAUAAAAUAUGCAGUUAUGGUGUAUCAUAUAUUGGAUCAUUUGAAAUCUAUUACUUGGGAAGAAAUAUUAAUUGCUCACAAUUGAGUAAACAUUGUCAAGGAUAUCCUGAAUUUUGUUUGCAUAUUCUAAAGCAUCAAGUUGUUACUAGCAUCUAGUCUACGAUACCUUGUGUAUAUCUUCCUGUAUAGUUUGUAGUCAUGGAUUUGUACAAUGAAAAUGCAUAAUGCGAUAGUAAACAAGACAAAUGUAAUAGAAUGUCAUUGAGUUUUGUAUAACUAUUCUAUUUCAGCUGAAUGACUUUGACAUGGGGUUUGCUUCGCGGCAUAACUUUCAGAUGCCGAGAUCAUCCAAACAAACUCUCAAAAAACACGCCACUUUCUUACCUUAAUUCGGUCAUUGUAUGUGUAUAGGUACGAUGGACGCGGAGCGCUGGGGGACUUAAGGAUAUACGAACCACCAACAGGUGGUUUCGACCAACGAACGAUCCUUACAGAGGAUGAACUCAAAGUGGAACAGCUAUGCGACGAAGAACGGUAUCGAUCUCUUUACAACAACGACAUGGAAGACGCUGUAUACCAAGAAGAAGAAAUGAAAAGACUGCAUCAAGCCCUGGAUUCAGAGAACUCGUAUGGUCAGGUAGCCUAUAAUUACAACGAGGAAGGGAACGGUCAGAAAAUCACAUGCGAAGAUUCGCAAAGUCCAAAGCAAUCGGAAGGUUCUCAGGAAGAGGAUCAGGCUUUCGUUCCACCUCCUGAGCUGGAAAUUCCAGAGGGUAUUUCACUGCCGGAAACGCAGAAACUGAACGCCAUCAUAACGAAAACGGCGUUGUUCAUAAGUCGCCAAGGAGGUCAAAUGGAAAUCUUGAUUAAAGCGAAGCAGGCAAACAAUCCACAGUUUUCGUUUUUGUCGAUAGACGGACGGCUACACCAGUAUUACAGAUACAUACUAGAUGCGAUCAAGACCGGAAAGUACAAUCCCGAAAAGCAGCCCGAAAAAGAAGAAUCCGAACCUGAAGAAGGAUCGUCGGAUCAGGAUGACGAGCCGUAUCUCCAUCCGAGUCUGGCGCCGUCUUUCACCAAGAUUGAAGCGGCUCCCAGUAUUCCGAGUAUACAGUAUAAACCGUCCGCGGAUUGUGCUUAUUCGAUGCUCGUGAAUAAAAUCACUGGAAGGCCGCCACCGUCAAAGAUGUCGCAGGUUCCUGAGACUCCUGUUCAGUCAGCGGUUCCCACCUUAGGAUACUAUCAUCCCGUGCCAGGGCAGGGCUACAAUCCUUACCCAGCACCUGUUCAGUACUCCCAUGGUCCGGUGGCAUACGGACCGAACGGACAAAUACAGUCGCCAGGUCAUCUCCCAGCCGUAACCGUACCACCAUCUGCGAUCGACCCGGCUGCGGGGCAUCCACUAACCAUCGACUCACCCGUGUCCUUGGUCCCUUAUGGAUCCACACCUCAAAAGCAAUUGAGCAGACCUUCGUUCAUCGUGCCACCGGCGGACGUUCAAAUAGUCAUCGACAAAAUGGCUAGUUACGUGGCGAAGAACGGUAGAGACUUCGAAGCGAUCGUGAAGAACAAAGGCGAUCCAAGGUUCAAUUUCCUUGAGCUGUCGCAUCAAUAUCACGGGUACUACGCGCACAAGUUGACGAUCUACGAGGGCGCUAUCAACCCUAAAGUAUUAACGGAAGAGGAGUUGCUGCAGAAACAGGAGCCGCUGGAGGAGAAGCAGAAGAAGUUAGAGGAGCUACAGAAGAAACAGCAGCGAAUGGAGGAAGUGCAGAAGAGGGUGAAGAUGAUACAGGCGAAAAAGAAAUGCGACACGAGGACGAAGCAGACCGCGACGGGAACCAAGCAGAUCACCACCGUGUCGUUCUCUAUUAAGAAGCCCAAGGACGGGGAGACCGGGAUCGAGAAACGGAAUGCUUUGCCUUUGGAGGAGAGCGAUGACGAAAUGGAAAAUGAGAACAAGGAUUCAAAUUCUAAACCCAGCUCUCCUCAAGGUAGCGAGCAGAACUCUUUAGGCGUCCUAGGGAUGGAUAAAGACGCGUGGAAGCCGGAGAAGAAGUCGAAGAACGAGGAGAAGGAGUUGGUGGAUCUUACCGAUGAGAUCCUGGAGGAUUGUCAGAAAGAGAUCAGGCACAAGCAGGCAGAGGACAGAAUCAAGGAUAAAUUGGUCGCGGCAGCAAGAGACAAGCUAGCAGCUACGUCUAGGGAGAGACAAUUACAGUUGGAGAGGAAGAAGAAAGCAGCAGCGUUUUUGAGUCAGAUACAGACUUCCGUCCUGUCGAGAGCUAGCGGAACGACUAGCCAGGGUACGCGAAAAGACGACUCCGACGAGGUACAUUCUGUCCCGUCACCGUCGCCCUCGCCGUCGUUUGACGACGUGAAAUCGUCCGAUUCGAGGACCGGUGGUAACUCGUUGAUGGAUAGAUUGAAGAGCGCUGACUUGACUGGCAAGAGGUCCAGGCCAAGAUCGAGGAGUCCCAACGGGAGUCGAGGUCACGCGGAUAGACAAAAGUAUCACAAGAGGCACAAAAAGAAGAAAAGUUCUCACAGAAGCAGUCACGAUAGUCCAAGCAGUUCUCGGUCGCACAGAUCCAAGAAGAGCAAGAAGACCUCCUCCAAGCAUAGAUCACGAUCGCGAACACCGUCCAGGAGACACCAGCACAGUGCGCGACGAAAGGGAAGCAACUCGUCCUAUUCGGACUCGAGCUCGCCAUGAAUUUGUACUUCGGUUGACUUUACACGUGUAAAAAUGUAUAUACAUGCACAUACGUAAGUAUAUAACACAUGCAUACAUACAUAUACACAUACAUAUACGCAAUAUAUGUAUUAGCGUGCGUGUCCGACUAUUAUCGCAUCAACGAUGAUUUUAAUACAACUUUUGUCCACGGAAAAAAAAAACAUCAUUGAAUAAUAAAAUGUAGUACGAUUACUCUCA